CUUUCAAUCUUAGAUUAUUUCUUUCCAAAUUGUUCUAUUAAGCAGCCUUGGGUUUUUUUUCCCAAGGUUCCCCAUUAAACCUUGAGUUAAAAAAUAAAAAAAAACAAUGGAGAAGCCUUUAGGUACCUUUUUCAUCCUCCUCCUUAUCUCCCCCAUCGUUGUUGCGACCAUCAACGAGGAAGCUUCGUUCCCAGAAAACGCUCAUCUCACAAAUGACUUAGACCAAAAAUGCGUUGACAUCAUUAAAGUUGAUCCGAGCCUCAAAUUUGAAAAUGACCGUCUAAAAAGAGCUUACAUUGCUCUUCAAGCCUGGAAGAAAGCUAUAUAUUCCGACCCGUUUAAAACCACAAAAAACUGGGUCGGACCCGAUGUGUGUUCUUACAACGGAGUUUAUUGUGCGGAAGCUCUUGAUGAUCCCAGCCUCAAGGUUGUUGCUGGUGUUGAUUUGAACCAUGCGGAUAUUGCCGGACAUUUACCAGCAGAGCUAGGUCUUAUUACCGAUCUAGCUAUGUUUCACAUCAACUCGAAUCGGUUUUGUGGGAUUAUCCCCAAAAGUUUUUCAAAACUCGCGUUGAUGUAUGAGUUUGACGUUAGCAAUAAUCGGUUUGUUGGUUCGUUUCCGGAAGUUUCGCUCUCGUGGCCGUCUUUGAAGUUCCUCGAUCUAAGGUACAACGAGUUCGAAGGAUGUUUGCCGUCAGAAAUAUUUGAUAAAAAUCUUGACGCCAUUUUUUUGAAUAAUAACCGGUUUGAAUCGGUUAUCCCCGACACGAUUGGUAAAUCGGCUGCUUCGGUUGUGACAUUUGCAAACAAUAAAUUCAGUGGGUGUAUACCGAGAUCGAUCGGUCAGAUGAAAAAUCUGAACGAGGUUAUUUUCACUGGAAACAAUUUAACCGGUUGUUUCCCGAACGAGAUCGGUUCUCUUAAUAAUGUGACAGUUUUUGAUGCGAGCAAUAACGGGUUUGUUGGUAGUUUACCGUUGACCUUGUCCAGUUUAUCAAGCGUUGAGCAGUUGGAUUUGUCCAAUAAUAAGUUAACUGGAUCUGUUGUCGACACAUUUUGCAAACUGCCAAAUUUGGAAAGCUUCAAGUUUUCUUACAAUUAUUUCAAUGGAGAAGCUGAGAGCUGUGUUCCUGGGAAGAACAAUGGGAAACAAUUUGAUGACAGGAGUAAUUGCUUGAAGAACAGACCGAACCAGAAAUCUGUUAAUCAGUGUGUACCGGUGGUUAGUCGUCCUUUGGAUUGUAGCAAGGACAAAUGUUCUGGCGGUAGUCAAGGUGGAUCUCCACCUUCAAUAAAGACCCAAGAAAUUAUUCCACCAAAACCGAAAGAACUUGUUAUACCAAACCCUGAAGAAUCACCUAAACCGGAAUCACAAAACCCAUUAAGACCUGAAACACCAACAACUAAUGUACAACCUAUGCCUGAGCAUGAGCCACCAAAACAUGAAUCUCCUAAACCGGAAAAUCAGACAAACAAACCUGAACUACCAGAACCAGAAGAGACACCUAAACCACAACCACCUAAAUCUGAAGAAUCUCCUAAACCAGAACAACCAAAAAUUAAUCCACCAGAACAAAAAGAAUCACCAAAACCUGAACCACCACAAAAUUCAGAGACUCCUGAACCAGUUUCACCACCAAAGGAAGAUCCAUAUAAUGCAUCUCCGGUUAAAAACCGUCGUCCGCCACCACCACCACCACCCAAGGUAAAAGAAAUACAGGUACCACCACCUCAACCACCAAUGCCAUCUUCGCCACCACCUCCUGCACCUGUUAAUUCUCCACCUCCGCCAGUUGCCUCUCCUCCGCCUCCAUCACCACCUCCACCAGUUAACUCUCCUCCUCCACCACUCAUUUUCUCUCCGCCACCACCAUCACCAGUAUACUCACCACCGCCUCCACCAAUUUUCUCACCACCACCAGCACAUAUAAUAAUUCAACCACCAAUCCAAGCUCCAACACCCGUUCAAGCCCCAUCAUCAGAAUCGGAUCAAUCACCUGUUUCGUCACCAAUCCAAAGUCCAACACCGAUUCAGUCCCCAACCCAAGUACCAACCCCAUCAUCGGUAUUAGAUCAACCAACAAUUGAUGCUCAAUCACCAGGUCAAACCGCACCACCAUUAAAUGAACCGGCCUCAUCACCAAAAGAAGCAGAAGAAAUUGAUGCGCCAGAACCAUCACUCUCUACGCCCUCAUCGUCGCCUUCUCCAUCCGAAAAUGUUGCCCCACCACCGGAAAACAACGACAGCAAUUUUAAUAUACCACCACAUAUUGGAUUUGAAUAUGGGUCUCCUCCACCGCCGAUGUUUCCUGGCUACUAAGAAAACUAUUUGGGACUGUAUUACAAAAAAUUUAGCAUUUUUAUCCAUUUUUCAUGCUAGUUUAAUUGUAACAAAAGAUUUUUGAAAAAAAAUGCCAGUUACAGUUGAGC
This is a messenger RNA of Brassica oleracea var. oleracea, 2430 nucleotides long. RefSeq names its product pollen-specific leucine-rich repeat extensin-like protein 2. NCBI's taxonomy places the organism in Eukaryota, Viridiplantae, Streptophyta, Magnoliopsida, Brassicales, Brassicaceae. Gene Ontology annotation, molecular function: protein binding. Bases 107 to 2320 code for a protein of 737 amino acids. The record is from RefSeq and is a predicted model, not a curated record. The transcript has a single exon.